UCCGCUCGCUCCGCCCCUAGCCUGCGCGCGCGCGCGCCUCUCUACGGAGCCUCGGCGGGAGCUCCGCGGCCAAGAUGGCGGCGCCGGCGGCUGCUGCUGCAGCUGCUGCUAUGGCUUCCGGCGGCGGCAGCAACGGGGCUGGCAUGGAGGUGGACGCGGCGGCGGCGCCGGCGGUGAUGGCCUCGGGCGUGACGGGCAGCGUGUCGGUGGCGCUGCACCCGCUGGUCAUCCUCAACAUCAGCGACCACUGGAUCCGGAUGCGCUCGCAGGAGGGCCGCCCCGUCCAAGUGAUCGGAGCGUUGAUCGGCUGCCAGGAGGGCCGCAACAUCGAGGUGAUGAACUCCUUCGAGCUGCUGUCGCACGCCGUGGAGGAGAACGUGGUGAUCGACAAAGAGUACUACUACACCAAGGAGGAGCAGUUUAAGCAAGUGUUCAAGGAUCUGGAGUUCCUGGGCUGGUACACCACCGGCGGCCCCCCAGACCAGUCCGACAUCCAUGUCCACAAACAGGUUUGUGAGAUCAUUGAGAGCCCCCUCUUCCUCAAGCUGAACCCCAUGACCAAGCACACGGACCUGCCUGUCAGUGUCUUUGAGUCUGUGAUUGACAUCAUCAAUGGAGAGGCCACGAUGUUAUUUGCCGAGCUGACCUACACGCUGGCCACCGAGGAGGCUGAGCGCAUCGGAGUCGAUCAUGUGGCACGGAUGACAGCAACAGGCAGUGGGGAAAACUCCACAGUCGCCGAGCACCUCAUUGCGCAGCAUAGUGCCAUAAAGAUGCUUCACAGCCGUGUGAAACUUAUUUUGGAAUAUGUUAAAGCUUCCGAAGCAGGUGAGGUACCGUUCAACCAUGAGAUCUUGCGAGAAGCCUACGCCCUUUGCCACUGCCUACCUGUAUUGAGCACUGACAAAUUCAAGACAGAUUUUUAUGAUCAAUGCAAUGAUGUCGGCCUCAUGACUUAUCUGGGCACCAUCACCAAGACCUGCAACACCAUGAACCAGUUUGUGAACAAGUUCAACAUCCUCUACGACCGCCAGAGCAUCGGGCGCCGCAUGCGAGGACUCUUCUUCUAAGAUUUGGUGUUCCCUAUAAUAAAGCGAUUGUGCUGAAUGAGAUGUGCGUAGGAGUGCUCCAGGAUCACCAGGGUUAUUUCUUCCCGUUAAAAGGCCCAUCAAGCCCAGUAUGUCCCUUCCUCCCCCUCCCCCCAAAGCACAACCGGGAAUAGUUUUGAGCAGGAUGCUCUGGCUUGCACCUUUUGUAUCCCACCUACGUGCCCAGUGCAGUUUAACAGUGAGGAAGAAACCAAUGAACAAGAACAGAAUGAGAGGCAGUUUGGAAAUGGUACUCAGGGGUGGUUGUGAACUUUGGGUAAUUCAUCAGCAAGCUGAAUCAGACAGCACUAUGAAAGCGUUGUAAAAAAGGCAAGUUUAGGUUGCAUAAAAUUUAGUGUGACUUCCAAACUGCAGGAAAUGUUUGUUGUAGUCUGCUGGGCUGCAGUCAGGCCACCAAACAGUAGGAAUCAGAAGCUGGAGGAGCUUCAGAGGCAGCGAUGAUCAAUGGAUUAAAAACUGGCCCUUAUGUAAAAGUGGAAGGAGUUGUGUUCUCUUUGUGGUAGUUUCCAAUUAAAUAUUAGAAAAAUCUU
Molecule: messenger RNA, 1639 nt
Organism: Crotalus tigris (Tiger rattlesnake)
Lineage: Eukaryota; Metazoa; Chordata; Lepidosauria; Squamata; Viperidae
Gene: COPS6
Product: COP9 signalosome subunit 6
Exons: 10
Coding region: 75-1070 (331 amino acids)
Biological process (GO): protein deneddylation
Cellular component (GO): COP9 signalosome
Molecular function (GO): protein binding; metallopeptidase activity
Source: RefSeq, a predicted model, not a curated record